Messenger RNA from Sinocyclocheilus grahami, 1253 nucleotides. Its product is annotated as F-box/SPRY domain-containing protein 1. NCBI's taxonomy places the organism in Eukaryota, Metazoa, Chordata, Actinopteri, Cypriniformes, Cyprinidae. The annotation marks the transcript as partial. The transcript is spliced from 3 exons. Gene Ontology annotation, molecular function: protein binding. Gene Ontology annotation, cellular component: SCF ubiquitin ligase complex; synapse. Gene Ontology annotation, biological process: proteasome-mediated ubiquitin-dependent protein catabolic process; synapse assembly involved in innervation. The record is from RefSeq and is a predicted model, not a curated record.
ACAAAACUCAAGUCUUUCCAGCACGCUCUGAGCUCCCAUGACUGCUCCAGGAAUGUAUAUAUCAAGAAAAACGGGUUCACCCUGCACCGCAACCCUAUUGCCCAAAGCACAGAUGGUGCCCGUGGGAAAAUCGGCUUCUCGGAGGGCAGGCAUGCCUGGGAGAUCUGGUGGGAAGGUCCUCUUGGCACGGUGGCGGUGAUCGGCAUCGCGACCAAGAGGGCUCCCAUGCAGUGCCAGGGCUAUGUGGCGCUUCUAGGCAGCGAUGAUCAGAGCUGGGGAUGGAAUCUAGUAGACAAUAACCUGCUUCACAACGGAGAGGUCAAUGGCAACUUCCCCCAGUGCAACAACGCACCAAAAUACCAGAUCGGGGAGAGAAUCCGUGUAAUCCUGGACAUGGAUGAUAAGACACUAGCCUUUGAGCGAGGUUUUGAGUUCCUUGGAGUGGCGUUCCGAGGGCUGCCCAAGACAUGCCUGUUUCCAGCUGUGUCAGCCGUCUAUGGGAACACUGAAGUGACUAUGGUGUAUCUGGGAAGACCCCUGGAUGGAUAAGUAGGAUCUUGGUGCCACUAUUAGAACCAGAGAGCAUCAUGGGAUCUGCUGCUUGACAUAGAUAAGACUCUUGGCUUUUCACAUCUGGACUAAAAAAUUAGGAAAUUGGUGGUUGGUGGCAGGCUUGUUGAUGGAUGUCCAACACACAUCUGCGGAUUUCAGUUGAACAUCUAUUUGCUUUUAAUCCUUUUUGAAGACCUGGGACAUUUUUUUAAAUCUGGUUUUAAUCUAAUUUAUGAAAUCGCACAGGGAACAGCUGUUCUAUUUUAUGAAAUGCUAAAACAUGAAGCCAAACUAGAAGAGACAAGUGGCAAAGUUUUCUAAUUCAUUACCAACAUUUUAUAACACAAUGCAUGGAAUGAGAAGCUGCUAUAUGAGUACGAGGACGGCUCAAGCUUUCACACACAAAAACAAAUUUACGUGUAGGUAAAUGACAUGAAGUAAACAUGCCAAAAUUAUGUACUGAUAUCUUACCGUUGUUUUUUUUCCAGAGCAGUUAUCUGCAUGCAGUAUACCAGUCUCUUCCGCUGUUUUUUUUAAUUAUUAUUUUUCAUGACAGGCAAAGGUAGUAUGUCGUUAUUCCGUUUGUUACUGUACAUCUUAACUGUGAUGUAGAAGUGUAUAGUAUUUAUUUAUUGAGGUCUAUCUUUGCUAUACCUGAGGUUAUGGAGACUCCAAAUAAACUCUAAAUUGUGCCAGACUGU